This is a messenger RNA of Mercenaria mercenaria, 1228 nucleotides long. RefSeq names its product complement C1q-like protein 4. Gene Ontology annotation, molecular function: protein binding. The transcript has 2 exons. Bases 147 to 755 code for a protein of 202 amino acids. NCBI's taxonomy places the organism in Eukaryota, Metazoa, Mollusca, Bivalvia, Venerida, Veneridae. The record is from RefSeq and is a predicted model, not a curated record.
CAGCUAUAUCAACAAUUCACCAUUUUACGACACAGAAAAUAUCACUCGAAUUAUAAAUGUUUUCGUGUUUGAAUAUUCUUGGCGUAAAUUAAAUUCGUUUACUGUUUUAACAGUUGCAUGCAACUUUCUCCGAACCAAGAAAAAAAAUGAAAUUACUUUAUUAUAUACCAAUAUUUUUCCUAUGGAAUUUGGCCUCUGCGAGUGGUGAGCCACACUGUUCACGAUUUCACUAUGAGGAGAAGUUGUUAGAGAAAAUGGUGAGGAUGGAAAUUAGAAUGGAGGAGAUAGAGAGAAAUUUGGAGACAGCGACUGGAAAAAAUAGACUUUUAGAGACAGACGUAAAAGAUCUGAAGGUUCGGAAUAACGAUAAAGUAACGUUCUUUGCAAAAGCAAAAUCAAAUCAGCUGUCAAUGAACAAACAUCAAACGCUCAUAUUUGAAGAUGUUGUAACAAAUAUCGGUUCAACCUAUGACCGCACAUGUGGAAAGUUUGUGGCACCAAAAUCCGGGACCUAUGUGUUUUUUUCUACAGUACUUGGACGCAACAAUGCUAUGAUAUUUCUCUACCUUGCCGUAAAUGACCGCCGUAUUGUAAACUUCUGUGCCCAUGGACUAAGCGACGGGCACGACAGUACCAGUGUGACAGUUCCACUCCAGCUGGAUACCGGCGAUAUUGUAACAAUUAAAAAUAACAAAGACGGCGGAAAUAUUCAUGGAAACGAGUACUCAUCAUUCGGAGGAUUUCUACUGUAUUGAUAAAUGCUACAGAUGGAUCGUCUUUGACAGACAAUAAUGCGUUUCAUGGCGUUUCCUUGUAGCCUGUGCCACAUUAAAUGUCGAUUCAGCUGUUCAUUCAAACCGACAUAAAGUUUUGAACUUUAAUUCCAAGUAACUAAAUUAAAUCUAUUACAAAUCUCCCAGAGUAGCGCUUUAAGACUUUUUAAGCAAGAAAAAAUGACAAAGCUAAGAUGACUUUAAUAAGUUAGCUGCUGAUCAACUGUAUCUACUCGAAUAGAGGUUAACGCUCGACUAUACAUUCUGGUAAGUCGUAUAAGACAUAAUGUGAGACAUACACGGUUAUUACGUUAGCUCUAGAAAUACUGAUAUAACAUGGUAUAAGUCAUGAAAAGACGUAAAAUAAUACAAAAUACUGGACAGGAUAUUAUGUUGAUGCGUUCAGUUGUGCUACCAUGACAUUGCUUUAAAAUAAAAUAAAUGAUGAAAUAGUA